CAGGCUUCCGUAGCCAGCAGGAAAACAUGGCGUCUCUCGGCAGUAAGGUGUUUCUGUGUGUAGGUCGAACAAAUGUUUCUCGUUUUGGACUUAAAGAAUCAGCAAACAGACUCGCAUACUCCACUUUGGCGCCUGUAAAUUCCCACCCUGGAAAUAAAGGCUUUCCAGAUAAAAAUGGUAGAGGACCCUUCCGGAGAAAACCCAGAAGAGACCCAGGGGAGCCGAGGACAGAAAAGAUGGCAGUGGAUCAGGACUGGCUUGCAGUUUAUCCAUCUGCGACCCCCUUCAGGCCCAACUCCAUCCCCCUGCCUGUGAGGAUGGGCUAUCCUGUGAGAGGAGGCAUCCCCCCAGAAAAGAAGGGCAACUUGGAGCUAAUUAAGAUACCAAACUUUCUGCACUUGACACCGGCAGCCAUCAAGAAGCACUGUGAAGCUCUAAAACCUUUCUGUACAGAGUGGCCCUCAGCCUUGGACACCGAUGCCAAAUGUGACAUGGACUUUCCCGUUAAAGUCGAGAGCACGGACUACAUGUCUGCAGGCCAGUCCCUCAGAAACCCUUCAGCUCGUAUUGUUCACCUCAAAGUCAAGCUGUCAAGUUUGAACCUGGAUGACCACGCACGGAAGAAAAUGCUCAAACUUGUUGGUGAGAGAUACUGCAAAGACACGGAUAUCCUCACCAUCACGACAGACAGCUGCCCUCUGAGGCAGCAGAACUACGACUACGCCAUGUACCUGCUUACCGUUCUCUUCCACGAGUCUUGGAAAUUCGAGCCAUGGGAGGCUGAGAAGUCCGUGGCGGACAGGGAGGAGUACAUCUGGGAGGACAGCCCGUCCCAAAAGAACAUUCUGGACGUGCUGCUGAGAAUGAAAGUGGCCGGAGAGGGAGAUGACCAGGAAGCAAGGGAUCAACUGCUGGAAAGGCGGGAGGUGCAGGAGUAUAAGGACUCGGUCGUGAGGCUGAAGAAUGAAGGAGAGAGCGAGAGCACCAUGCUGCAGUACAAAGAAGCUGUGAAGAAAGUGCUCAGUCUGUAAUAUCACAUACAAAUAAAUGUAUUUACACGACGAUGGUGACCAAGAGCAGCAAGGAUUUGAAGCCACUGAAAACAUCCGUCAUAAUUGUGACUUCAGAUAUCAUUUGGGACUUUAACAUUGUGAUAAUUAACAAGAGAUGACUGUAGCUGAAAGCUGCAGGAAAUGGGACACAGCCCCAAGGGUCUCAACAGCAUUGUACUUAUUUCCCCAAAUAAAUUUGCACCCAUCAUGUUAGUUGUAUGCCGUGACAUUUAUCACAAAAAUAAAAGUCUAAUGUAAGCUGUUAAGUGUUGCAUGAGCAAGGGUCAAAGCUUUCAUGUAAUAAAAGCCUCAUUCUCCUG
This is a messenger RNA of Cololabis saira (Pacific saury), 1372 nucleotides long. RefSeq names its product mitochondrial ribosomal protein S35 (gene mrps35). Gene Ontology annotation, molecular function: structural constituent of ribosome. NCBI's taxonomy places the organism in Eukaryota, Metazoa, Chordata, Actinopteri, Beloniformes, Belonidae. The transcript is spliced from 8 exons. The record is from RefSeq and is a predicted model, not a curated record. Bases 27 to 1031 code for a protein of 334 amino acids. Gene Ontology annotation, biological process: mitochondrial translation. Gene Ontology annotation, cellular component: mitochondrial small ribosomal subunit.